Molecule: messenger RNA, 1715 nt
Organism: Macadamia integrifolia
Lineage: Eukaryota; Viridiplantae; Streptophyta; Magnoliopsida; Proteales; Proteaceae
Product: phloretin 4'-O-glucosyltransferase-like
Exons: 1
Coding region: 201-1613 (470 amino acids)
Molecular function (GO): UDP-glycosyltransferase activity
Source: RefSeq, a predicted model, not a curated record
ACCACGUAUUGACAGCAGGAACAUAAUUCAGUGCCCAUUUACAACAUGAAUGAAUACGUCACCACAAACGUCAACUUGAGCUAAUCCUUCACUUUAUAGUGUUCCUGUUACGGUUUCUUCACUCACUCCUUCCAUAGCCCAUCACUAGCUUCCAGAUCUCUAUCUAUAGCAACCACUGAGUCCCUAACUCACUCUCUUCAAUGUCUCAACUUCAUUUCCUCGUCAUAUCAUUUCCUGCUCAAAGCCACAUAAACCCAGCUCUUCAAUUCGCCAAACGCCUCUUACGCACUGGUGCCCAUGUCACCUUCGUCACCAGCGUCUCCGCCCGCCGUCGUAUGACCAAAACCACCGCCAUCGAUGGCCUAAUCUACGCUUCCUUCUCAGAUGGCUACGACGAUGUCUUCUUACCCAGCGACGACUUCAUUAACUAUAUGGCUCAACUCAAACGCUGCAGCUCCCAAGCUCUCACCGACUUAACCCUGGCAGCCGCUGCUAACGAACGCCGCCCGGUGACAUGCAUCUUCUACAACUUCCUCCUUUCAUGGGUUGCUGAGCUGGCCCGUAACCUGCAAGUGCCAUCCGCUGUACUAUGGAUUCAACCCGCCGCCCUUCUUAACCUCUACUACUACUACUUCAAUGGGUAUAGUGAUCUCAUCCAUGGAAAUACCAAUGACCCUUCUUUUUCCAUAGAAUUGCCAGGACUACCACUCCUCACUUCCAAAGACCUGCCUUCCUUUCUCCUUCCUUCAGAUGAUAAUGCGUCUCACCCUCACGUUAUGCCUUUCGUCCAAGAACUCUUUCAGAACUUAGAGAAAGAAACCAAGGCAAGAGUUUUGGUUAACUCAUUUGAAGCCUUAGAAGUUGAAGCUUUGAGAGCAAUUGACAAGUUUAGUAUAGCUGCGAUCGGACCAUUGAUCCCGUCGGCUUUCUUAGAUGGGAAGGACUCUUUGGAUACUUCAUUUGGUGGAGAUAUGAUGAUCAGUAGCUCGAGGGAUUACAUGGAUUGGUUGAAUUCAAAGCCGGAAGCAUCAGUAGUUUAUGUAUCUUUUGGAACCACGUCGGUGUUAUCGGAGGAUCAGGUGAGGGAGAUCGCGAAUGGGUUAUUAGGAAGCCGGCGACCCUUCUUGUGGGUCAUCCGGCCACCUAAUGGAAAAGAAGAAGUUGAGAUAGUGGAGAACAUGGAAGAGUUAAAGAAAUCUGGAAUGAUGGUCCCUUGGUGUUCACAGGUGGAGGUUCUUUGUCACCCUUCAAUUGGAUGCUUUGUGACACACUGUGGUUGGAAUUCGACGUUGGAGGGUUUGGUUGCCGGAGUUCCGAUGGUGAUGUUUCCCCAGUGGUCGGAUCAAGCGACGAAUGCGAAACUGAUCAAGGAUGUUUGGAAGACAGGUUUGAGGUUGGAUUUGAAUGAGGAAGGGUUGGUUGAAGGAGAUGAGAUUAAGAGGUGUGUGGAAAUAGUGAUGGAAAGAGGAGAAAGUGGUGAAGAGAUGAGAAGGAACGCUAAGAGAUGGAAAGAGUUGGCAAGGGAGGCUGUGAUGGACGGUGGUUCGUCGGAUAAGAACCUUCAAGCAUUAGUUGAUGAGGUUCGUUUGAUUGUUGCAGAGCCUGCCUUAUAAUGUGAGAAGAAAUUGGAACAUUUGGAUGCUUUGGUUCGUAUAAAGUGUAUGGUCAAAAAUGACCCACUGAAUGAUAGGCGGUGGAAAAGAAUUUUCUUCGUA